Molecule: messenger RNA, 3580 nt
Organism: Exophiala oligosperma
Lineage: Eukaryota; Fungi; Ascomycota; Eurotiomycetes; Chaetothyriales; Herpotrichiellaceae
Product: hsp7-like protein
Exons: 2
Coding region: 156-2186 (676 amino acids)
Biological process (GO): cellular response to unfolded protein; protein refolding
Cellular component (GO): cytoplasm; mitochondrion
Molecular function (GO): misfolded protein binding; ATP-dependent protein folding chaperone; ATP binding
Source: RefSeq, a predicted model, not a curated record
AGCUGUUCCCGACAUCUUGAGCUCAUCAACGCCAUCAACUCUACCAUUCAAUCUGUCCUUUGUCUAAUAUUCUCUUCCUCUCUCUGUGAACUUCUUCCAUCUUCCGCUGUACAUCACUUCUCUUGCGUUGUCUUGUUUCAACUACCAGAGCAAUCAUGAUUGCCUCAAGAUUGUCCAGAGCUCUCCCACGCUCAUCUCCCAUCUCACGCAUCUCUCAGAUUCGAGCACCUCGCUCGUCAAUAAUCUCUCGAUAUGCCUCGACUGAUGCCCCCGAGGGCACUGAAAAGGUCAAGGGCCAAGUCAUUGGUAUCGAUCUGGGAACAACAAACUCGGCCGUCGCCGUUAUGGAAGGCAAGCAGCCUCGAAUAAUAGAGAACGCUGAAGGUACACGGACAACGCCAUCCGUGGUCGCUUUCUCCGAGAACGGCGAGCGUCUGGUCGGUAUCGCUGCAAAGCGACAAGCUGUUGUGAACCCUGAAAACACUUUGUUCGCCACGAAGCGUUUGAUCGGAAGAAAAUUCUCAGACCCCGAAUGUCAGCGUGACAUCAAGGAAGUUCCCUACAAGAUUGUACAGCACACCAACGGUGACGCCUGGCUCGAGGCUCGCGGUCAAAAGUACUCGCCUUCUCAAAUUGGUGGUAUGGUCCUGCAAAAGAUGAAGGAGACCGCCGAAGCCUACCUCGGCAAGCCUGUCAAGAAUGGUGUCGUCACAGUCCCUGCCUACUUCAACGACAUGCAGCGACAAGCUACCAAGGAUGCUGGUCAAAUCGCUGGUCUUAACGUUCUCCGUGUCGUCAACGAGCCUACCGCUGCUGCGCUUGCCUAUGGUCUCGAGAAGGAAGAGGACAAAAUCAUCGCAGUCUAUGAUCUUGGUGGUGGUACUUUCGAUAUCUCCAUUCUUGAGAUCCAGAAGGGCGUCUUCGAAGUCAAGUCUACUAAUGGUGAUACUCACUUGGGUGGUGAAGACUUCGAUAUUUCACUUGUGCGACACAUUGUUCAAGACUUCAAGAAGACCUCUGGCCUUGAUCUGUCCAAUGACCGCAUGGCCAUUCAGCGUAUCCGUGAGGCAGCUGAAAAGGCCAAGAUCGAACUCUCAUCUUCCCUGCAAACUGAAAUCAACCUGCCUUUCAUCACUGCCGAUGCCUCUGGUCCCAAGCAUAUCAACCUCAAGAUGACUCGUGCUCAGCUUGAAAAGUUGGUUGACCCUCUGAUCUCCAAGACUAUUGAACCUGUUCGCAAAGCUCUCAAGGACGCCAACCUCCAGGCUAAGGAAAUCCAAGAAGUUAUCCUCGUUGGUGGUAUGACUCGUAUGCCCAAGGUGGCCGAGUCCGUGAAGAGCAUCUUCGGUCGUGACCCUGCCAAGUCUGUGAACCCUGAUGAGGCUGUUGCCAUCGGUGCUGCCAUCCAGGGUGCUGUUUUGGCCGGUGAGGUCAUGGAUGUUCUGUUGCUCGAUGUUACUCCUCUCUCUCUCGGUAUCGAGACGCUCGGUGGUGUCUUCACCCGCCUGAUCAACCGAAACACCACAAUCCCCACCAAGAAGUCACAGAUCUUCUCCACUGCUGCGGAUUUCCAGACCGCUGUCGAGAUCAAGGUCUACCAGGGCGAGCGUGAACUCGUCCGAGACAACAAGCUCUUGGGUAACUUCCAACUGGUUGGCAUUCCUCCCGCCCACCGAGGUGUCCCUCAAAUUGAAGUCACCUUCGAUAUCGAUGCUGAUUCUAUUGUCCACGUUCACGCCAAGGACAAGUCCACUAACAAGGAUCAAUCCAUCACUAUUGCCUCCGGCUCUGGUCUCUCGGACUCUGAGAUCCAGAACAUGGUUGAUGAUGCGGAGAAGUAUGGCGCUCAAGAUAAGGAGCGCAAGUCUGCUAUUGAAGCUGCCAACCGUGCCGACAGUGUGUUGAACGACACCGAGAAGGCGCUCAAGGAGUUUGAAGACAAGCUCGACAAGGCCGAGGCCGACACCAUCCGUGAGAAGAUCGCCUCUCUCCGUGAAUACGUCACCCAGAACCAAGCCGGCGAGGGUACCGCCACCGCCGAGGAGAUGAAGGCCAAGAUUGACGAACUCCAAGCAUCCGCACUUACCUUGUUCGACAAGAUGCACAAGGCCCGCGAAGAGCAACAACAGCAACAGCAACAGACCCCUGGCGGUGACUCCCAACAGGGUGGAGAGCAAAAGCCUUAAAAAUGGGAAGUUGAACGGUGAACAAAAGCGACCUGUAUUUUAAUGAUAUCCCUGUACUCGACUUUUUAUUUGUUUCGGAUUGUGGCCAACCACUCAGCUUUUCUAGUGAUCAUGUAUGCAAGCAUUCUCAUGGUUGUCUUAUCGCACAGGGGGACAUAGCUGUGUAUUUGUUUGUUGGCUGGCGGUGGAGUGUAAAGGGGAAAUGGGAUCUACUGGAUCACGCGAUGAACCACUUUCAUGCCAUGAUAAGGCGAGCUGAUGGGCUGCAUUCAUGAAACAUGUACAUUGCUUUUUGCGACAUGCAUCGAAACAAUAUGUGUGUAGGAAAGCAAAAGAGGAAGAUUAUGUAAUAUGCCGGUUAGAAUCUGUGGACACACCAAGACCCUCUUAGGUUGGAACCAUUGAUGGGGCGGGACUAUUAUGGUGUGUCGCGUGUGUGAAUAGAAAAAAGAACAAUCUCCUCUCACAGAUUCUCCCAGUACCGUUAUCAGCGCGAGUAUAGUGCUUGUAUGCGUGAAAGAUUACCAUAGGCACGUACCUCGGGAACCAAAGUUACUGUACAAUGCGAGUCCGGGGCGCUUUCGGGAACGACGGCAGGGGCACAAGGUUGGGAUAGUGCAUAAAAGAUGGAUUGUGAGCAGUAUUCGGGAUCGAUUGUUGCUGUCACUACCCAGUAACAAUGAAUGUACCUCCGAGCAUUCCGUAUGCAAGUGGAGCUUUUGCAGGAUUAGAUGCUCUUCCGUCCACCGACUAAUGACGACCCAAAGGUCCAGCAGAAGCAAAUUUGAUUUCCCGGGUUGCGACGGGAGAGUGCAUGCAGAGGAAGCCCCCCAUUCGGUUUCGGAAGAAUGAACACAGUAGAACGGAGGACUGGCCCGAAGCCGGAUAGUACAGAAACGUCAAGGUCUGCUGGAUGAGUGAAUCACUGGAACGUCGAUGGUGGAUCAGGGGCUGACGACGAAAAGAGACAGCCAGCCACAGGUUUCAUUUUUGAAUGACGAGGUUAUCUCCUCUCUCUCUCUGUCGUCGGAGGAGGUUACCUAGGUAUCAGCAGGUGGUGGGAGGAAAAAUUCGAGGAACAAAGCAACAGAUUCUCCGUACGAGUGUUGUUAUUGCUCCGCAGUGAUGAUGGCACAGGUGCACAGAUAAAAGGGAAAAGAUACGGGAAGUAUUAGUCAAAAAAAAUCAUACGGAUAUGCAGUUGUACUCGCAAGGGGAUUGACCUCCCUAAAUAGUGAUAGGACACGGGUACGUACUGUGCUUAAGGUACCGAGCAAGGAACGUGCGAACAGAAAACUAGCUUCCCCCAGGACUUGCCAGCGGUUUCAAGGAUAUGCAAUUAUGUGCAGGGGUCUUUGAAUUUGUUUUUUCCUUCUCUCUUCUUCUUCUGGGAG